UUUUCCUAGCCGGUAGACAUGCAUAACAACGUGUUGGACUUUAUUCAUACAUCUAUUAUUGGUAAAGUUAUCUUACCUCUUUGCAACACUUAUCUGGUAAGGUAGACUUGUGUCGAAAAGUCCCGUCUGCUAGCUUUAACACGACUUAAAGAGGCAACGGUUACUUUUGAUCCACCAUCACUUCCGCUUCUGUUAUUCUGAAGCUGCGAGUUCACUUCAGGUGACAAACAUACACUGUAGACGUAAACCUGUGGGGUGGUCGGGAGCAGGGGUGCUGCCCAAAUUCACAUAAAUUGUCUUUAUCAUGGCUUACAACAAAGAGGCUGAAUCCGAGCCUCGAAUCUACGGUUAUACCAGAACAGCUACCACAGUGCUCACACACUUUAUGUGCAUCUCCUUCACUGUGUUCAUUGCAGUUCUGUCUCGACCGGGUACAAGUUUGUUUUCUUGGCAUCCCUUCUUCAUGACACUGGCUUUUUCCUUCUUCAUGACAGAAGCCAUACUCCUGUUCUCCCCCCACGGCUCCCUCGCCCAAAAGUUUCCACACAAGACAAAAGGUCGUGCUCACUGGAUCCUGCAGUGCCUCUGUGUUACCUGUGCAGUCCUGGGUCUGGCAGCCAUCGUUUACAACAAACACCUGAAUGGUAAACCCCACUUCACCUCAUGGCAUGGUCUGCUGGGCCUGCUCACAGUGUGUGUGGUGGGGCUGCAGUCUGUGGCAGCACUGCCUCUCAUCUACCACUCUCUGGCCAAAGGCUGGUCCCUGGCGAAACUCAAACGCUACCAUGCAGCAUCCGGGCUCGUCACGUACCUGCUGGGCAGUGGCAGCCUGCUCCUGGGCCUCAGCUCUGCAUGGUUCACUGCGUCUGUCGGGGAAUACACCUGGUACCUGUCAGCACUCUGCACUGCUCUCAAUGCCCUCGUCAUAAUGAACCAAGUCAGCAGGGCGUACACGGCUAAAAAACGGUUGCAGUCCUGAAAGAAGACACAGAAUUGACAAUUUAAUAUAACACUCACUGAAUACUAGAGCAAGGUUGGCCUCAACAAUUUCAUUUUUCAGGCACUUGCAAUCAGCUUGAUUUGCAUGAAAGUCAAAAAGGAACUAAUGUCUGUAGCUUGUUAUAUCAUGAAGCACCAGUGCCAAAUGUUGAUGCAAUCAUUUUAUUUUUUUACAUGCUAUUCACAGGUCCAUUGAGGUUAUUUCAUCUGCAUUUAUUUUGUUGGGAUUUGGGUCAUUUUUUAU
This is a messenger RNA of Trematomus bernacchii (emerald rockcod), 1243 nucleotides long. It is a transcript of the gene cyb561d2, whose product is annotated as cytochrome b561 domain-containing protein 2. Bases 305 to 979 code for a protein of 224 amino acids. NCBI's taxonomy places the organism in Eukaryota, Metazoa, Chordata, Actinopteri, Perciformes, Nototheniidae. Gene Ontology annotation, cellular component: endoplasmic reticulum. The record is from RefSeq and is a predicted model, not a curated record. Gene Ontology annotation, molecular function: transmembrane monodehydroascorbate reductase activity. The transcript is spliced from 3 exons.